UUUGUUUACAUUGUGCAACGUCGAAAAUGUCAACCGCACAUGUGCAAGAAGCCGCUAGAGCGGUGGAUGGUUUGCCAAAACAGUUUGUAACGUCCCUAAGAAUAUUAUUUGACAUUUUGGAUGAAGAACAGACGGGCUAUGUGCGUCUGCGAGACAUUGAAACUCGUUGGCACGAAGAAGGGGUGAAAGGUUUACCUUGUGGCGUUAUAGACGCAUUAAGAAAAGUGGCACCGAAAAAUGGCAAGCUUACAUUUGAAAACUUUGUUGUUGGUCUUAAACAGUCCUUGUUGAGGAACAAUGGUGCUGUACUGUCGUCCGCAUCAUUGGCAGCAAAACAGAGAGAUUCGAGAGAUUCGCAACAGAAUUCUAGUAGUGUUAAAAAUAAACAUGUUAAUGCACCUAGCAGUACAAGCAAGCAGCCCCAAUACAGGAAGGUAGAAAAAGAAGACUAUGCCUCAAAGAACUAUGCAAAUAUGGCAAACUACAUGAAUAUUGAAAGGCCAGCAGCAACUAGUGCACCUGUGACAUUAAAAAGUAACGCACAUGUUGUUCAGAGGAGUCAGCCUAAAAUGGGAACAAAUUCUCAGAUUACCGCUGCAAAUACUGCUACGGUCAGGCCAAAUAAUGUUUUGCAGUCACAGAAUAUAGAGUUAAGAAAUAAAAUUUAUAAUCGUGAACAAAUGCAACAUGCAUCAGUUGUAAAUAUGCGGAAUAGAAAUGAUUAUGCCUAUCCACAUGAUCUUGACAUGCAUCAUUCAAAUAAAAGACAUAGUGAUGAUAUGAGCAGUUAUCACAAAAGAGAAGUAUCAAAAAUUAGCCAAAGGCCACAUAGUGCUCAUCCUGAAAAUCAGCGUCCAAGGGAAGUCCAUUUUCAAAGAAGUCCCACAGAUUUCCCAGCUGGGCGACCAGACAGGCCACCUCCAUAUCGAUGGGCGAAAGAGUCUGAAAAUAACUCUCCUCCUGCGUUACCUCCAAAAACCAUGAAGGGGAAAACAAUGAGAGAGCUACAAAACUGGCAUCAGGACAAUAAAGUUGUGCCUAAUGUACUGACUAAUGGCCAUAUGCAUACUGCGCAGAGUGAUUCCAAUUUGAUGCAAAAGAGCCGGACAGUGGGAAAUGAUAUCUAUGUGAACAUAGAAGAGAUUCGUCGCCAGGCAGCAAGCCAGAAGCAGCCUGUGGUUGCCAGGGAGACCGGCGGAGGGAAGAAACCACGGCGAAAAAACUCCCGCAGACACACACUGUCCAGUGGAAUCGACUAUAAUGUGAUCCGGCGUAUGAAGCAGCUAGAGCAGGAGCGGGAUGUUCUGAUACAGGGGUUGGAUGUUGUAGAACGAGCGCGUGACUGGUACCUUUCACAGAUCUCCACAGUUGCAGAGCGCCAGGCAUUUGCAGAGAAAACUUCAUGCAGUGACGGGAGUCUACAAAGUCACCAGGAGCGGAUGGACUUUGUUCGCAGUCGGAUCAAUGAUGUAAAUCUGAAUCUCAAAUCCCUCAUGGAAACCACAGAAUCAGGUUUUCCAGCUCACAUGAAUCUCGCUAUCAGCAGUCCUGGUUUCUAUGACGACAACUCCCUGAGGUGGCUGAAAGACCAGAACAAACAGCUAACACAUGAGGUCGGACACAAGAGUGAAAAGAUAACACAGCUAGAGCAAGAGAAGGCCAGUCUAAUACGGGACCUGUUUGAGGCACGUGUUAAACACAAGACGAAUUAUGAUGAUACCACCUUCAUGUGAAAUAUGGAGACAGCUUUAGCUGAAGCUUUGAAAAGAAAUGAAAUUAAAAGGUGCACAUAAAACACACGACCAGCUAUGACAUUUUGAUUCCUGCGUCAUGUGAAACAUUGAGGCAGGGUGGUUGUAGAUAUACAUGUGCAUCAUGUCUGGUUUUGGAGUCUUUCAUAUUUUGAAUUUAUUCUUCUGUCAUUCAAUAGGUAGGGCUUAUUUCGAAUCACACACAAAUAUUAUCAAUGAACAUAAAUGUUAUUUAAAUUUAGUAUGAAAAUCCCUUUGGACUAUUUCUGAGUUGAUGAUCGAUUAUGGUUGUCCAUUUAGAUUUAAAUUUUUGACAUUUUUCUGAUUAUCCAACAAAAAUAAACAUAAAUGCUAUUUAAUUCAGUAUGAAAAUACCAUUUGGAUUAAUCAAUAAGAUGGUAGAUUAUGGUUGUCCAAUUGGUAUCGAUUUUGGAUUUUGGAAUUUGUCCAAUUAUCCAACAGUGGAUAUAACCUUCAAGUGAAACAUAGAUUCAACAGCAUAAUAUAGACAGUGAAGUUCUCAAAUCAGAGGGAUCACUUAGCUGAGUGUUGAAUCUUCCUACAUGAGAACACCAUCAGCUGUUAAAGAAGUAUUCAUGGGAAAAACAACAGUAUUUAAACAACAGCAGUAUUGGCGGGAGAAUAUUGUGUAAGAAUGGUCUUGCUUUUAUGUACAAACAAGUUGCUUAUAUAUGAAAUGUUUUCAUGAUUAAAUUUUGUUUCGAAUUAAAUUUUUUUUUUUUUUAAUAUCGUCUUUGUAUUUUAUACAUGUAUUGGCUUUAUAAUGUUUGUGUAUUGGUGACUUAAGGCUUUUAUUAUAAUUUAGCGCAAAUACUUGUUGUAAACUUUUGUGUAAGACACAAUUUUUUCUUCUGAAUGCAUAAAAAUUAAAUGCAAUUUUUCUUUCUUUAAAAUAUGUUAAACAUGCAAGAAUCGUCUGUUGAUAAUUUUUCAAAAUUCAAAAAAUGAAUUUUAAAGGAACUUUUGUGAUAACUUAAAGUUUGACGUUCAAAUUAGAGUUUGACAUUCACAAUUUGAUUGUUUUUUAGAAGAUUUAAUUUUAUUUUGCUUGUUUGUUUUAUGUCAAUUACUUUGUGAUAAUAGUUUUAUUGUUUGCAGUGAUCUGACUUUUAUAUUUGUACAUAAUAUAUACAUGUUUUUAUUCAAAUGUAUAACAUUUGUGUUAAUAUUUGCAGAAAGAGUCUUUAAUCUUAAAAGCCGUAAUUAUAUGCAAUAAAAGAAGUAAGAGUUAUAAGAAAUAUGCAUGAAAUGGCCAUUAUCAGUAUCAAUAUAAAUGUGAAUAAAACAAGAGGCUUUAAUAUGUUGAUAAUUAAUUGUAAUAUAAAUUGCUUCUGUCCAAAUGAUAAAACAGAAAUAACGCAGAUUUUGUAAAUUGUAUGUAUCGAUAAACUCCCAAAAACUGUAUUUUUUGCCUAAUUUCAAUGCUUGUUUAGGACUUAUUUUGAGCAUAUGGAUACAACAUAAAUCCUUUUGCUGGCUUUACAUAUCUAAUAUAUGGCAUAAACUGCAAUGAAAAGGUUAACAAUGCUGGCUGUCACUGUUGAUUAUUGAUCUCAUGAUGAAAAUAUUAUGUUGAAAACAUAUUGUAUAGUUUCAGUAAAUCUUCAUUUAUUUUAUGGUUGUGAAAGGUGUCAUAUUAACUUAAUAAUAUGCUGAGUGACUCUCGUUAGCAAUAUGUUGCAUGAGAGUGUGGUUUUGUGUUCUGGUGAACCCGUGAAAACCCUUUUGUCAGGUUGUGUGACCACCAACCAAACUCACAUGAUACCAGGCCUGUAAUCGAACCUUGGGGAAGUGCAGUGUACUUGAUUAACCAUUGCUCUUACUGGACAAGCUUAGGAUAUUUUUGAUUGGAGGUAUUUGUUUUUGUUCUGUUCAACGAAGUCAAGGUACAUGUACAUGAUAUAUUGUAGAUGUUUUGUUCAUGUAAUUACAUGUUGGAUAAAAAUUUGGUGCAACAGUUUUGCCUUAAUCUUAUCUACUAAUUUACCGUAAGUUUCUUGAUAUAAAUAGUAGGCUAGUUGAAUAUUUUGAAAUUGAUCUGGAUGCAUUGUUUUAUUGGUCAGUGGGUUAACAUGUACAGUCAAAACUGGCUAUGUCAAACUCUCAUGUCUUUGUUUUGGUCACGUCAAACUUUCAUUUUUUGUAUAGUCAUACAGUUUUUGUAUUUCGUUUAAAUCAAAUGUUUGUUAUCUCAAAGUAUUUCCCGAGGUGCCAAAGACUUUGACAUAGUGAGUUUUGACUGUCAGAACAUUCAAGUGGAUUGUACCACUGUGUAUUCGAUAAUUACUGUAUGCAUAUAAGCUACUAUAAAACAGCCAUGCUCUAGUUUCUCAAAAACAAGCUUGAGUAUCUCAUUUCAUUGUCAGAGCCAAAUUUAACUUGAUUUUGCAAAUUUCAAAAUAGUUGAUCAUGUUUAUUGUAAAGAUAAUGUAUUUGAAUGUCUCAAAACUUUUUUAAAUUGAGAAUGACUCAUGAAUUAUACCAAAACAAAAAUAGUGUUCUAAGCUUGGUCCUGUUAUAGGGCACUUCAGACUGUAAGAGAUAUUGGGGUAAUGUAUAUGUGCCAGCCUUAUUGAUCUCACAAAAGAAUAACUAAGAUCUGUUUCAAGUUACCCUGUGUGUAGUUUGUGACAGAUGUUACGUGUGCUAUUGAUAGAAUGUGACAUGUUGUAAUCCUAUUAAAUAUUGACACACGUCUUUUUGAUGGCUGUAUUAGCAAUGCUGCUUUUGUCUCUAGCAGAAUCUUGCAUUAGGAGAAAACACAUUGAUCUCUGAUAUUUUUUUAUUAGCUAUACUGGUUUAUGAAGAAAAAAAACUGAGGUAUUUUCAUACCCUAGGUGCCAUUGUCAUCAUGGUGCAAAAGCUUUAACCUUGGUCUUAACUCUCAAAAAAUUGUUCAAAAAUAAAAUUGAUAAACAUGUUGCCAGAGAUAGUAUACACAUGUACAACAAGGACUAUAACUCUUACUGUAAAAGUCGUUGAGUGAUUCCCCUUUUUAGACUUAAAAUCUGCAGGUUAUAUCAAGGCUUAAGUGUCUUUAUUUUCUUAACCAUCUAUGCAUUUGUAUUGACCAUGUUAUUCUUCUUUACAUUAUUAUACAAACAUUUCCACAUAUUUUUUUUUGUAAAAAAAUACUGCUGUUAUAGUAUGUACCUUAUUCAGAUGUCUAUCAUGUUAAUUACAACAUAAUUGUUGCAUAAAAUAUAAUUAUAUAUUUUUAUCUUGUACAUAUAUUUUACAAGUGUUUUAAAGUUCAGGAUAAAUCCUGAAACCAGGAUUGAGAGGUUUAAACUUCAGGCUUUUGUACUGUUGUCAAGAUUGUUUUUUUGCUCAUACUCAAACAGACCCCCAGCUAUUUUUCAGGAUUGACAAUUAUCAACUGUUAGAACCCCUGAUGUAAUAUAUUUUUUCAAUUAUCUCUAUUUUUUUAAAGAAAAUAGUUUAGAGUUUGUAAACAGUCGUACUGUUUGUUGUUGUGUUCUGAAUAUAGAUAUUUUCUUGCCAGUUUGAACAAAUUUUAACAAAAUGAAUGAAAUCUCAAAUGAUUAUAAUCAUUAUUAUUAUAUUGAUAUUACUGAAAUUUGUAAAUGUUUAAAAUUGUGUAAACUGUAACGAUGUCAUUAUCAUUAGUAUUUAUACAUACAUCACGUUAUCAUAACGUCACAUAUGUUUGGCGUUUUACAUAAAAUAUUGGAUAUACAGUUAAAAGCUGGAUCUAAAUAAAUGUUUGAAAUUUUA
This is a messenger RNA of Mya arenaria, 5510 nucleotides long. RefSeq lists its product as uncharacterized. NCBI's taxonomy places the organism in Eukaryota, Metazoa, Mollusca, Bivalvia, Myida, Myidae. The record is from RefSeq and is a predicted model, not a curated record. Bases 27 to 1733 code for a protein of 568 amino acids. The transcript has 6 exons.